UCUUAUCUGUGGUUGUUCUUUGAAAUCAAAAAAUUGACUACGCUUGCUUUGCAAGAUCCACUUUCGAAUAGUGUCAAAGGUAAAUAUCGAUAAAGAUAAAAAAUAAGUAAAAAAUCAGAACCACGUUUCAACAGUGCCAUGCGGAGAAAUAUAUUUUUUGUGUGAAUUUGUGUGCUAUAAUUUCGUCGCAGACGAGCGGAUUACAUAACCUUGAAUCACGGGACUUCAGUAUUGAUCACAUUAAUUUUAUUUAAAUUUUCAUACAAUUAUAAACGAUUUACGGUUCAUACCACAUCAGACCUGACACUUCACCAGUAAGGAGCCAGGCAUAGCACAGCCAUGCAUCGCGCAAGGGUAGUUUUUAACAUCUCCAACAAAGUUGGCAACACAGAGAGAUUUGCAUCAUGGCUCCUCAACAAACCACAGACCGCCGCUGUGACAGUAAACGCCAACAGGCUGAAAAGUUCCACGGCGGCAGAGCCCUUCCUCAACGGAUCCAGCUCGGCGUACGUCGAGACCAUGUACAACUCGUGGCUGUCUGACCCCAACUCCGUACAUGCCUCCUGGGACGCGUUUUUCCGUAACGCGACCGCGGGCGCAGCCCCGGGCGCCGCCUACACUUCACCACCCAACUUGGCGCCCUACAACAAAAACGAAAUGCCCCUCAGCGCCCUAGUGCCGGCGUCCGGCGGCAUGCCUUCCAUAUCUGCUGGCUCGCCAAUCAACGAAAAGAUCAUCGACGACCAUCUGGCUGUCCAGGCCAUCAUCAGGAGUUACCAGUCCCGAGGCCAUCUGGUGGCGCACCUAGACCCACUGGGCAUAUCCACGGGGGACCCCGUGGAGAGCACGGAGUGGCACGGAGGCCUACGCGGCUUCGCGAGCGAGGCGGUGGUUAGGCAACACGUUCGAUUCGAUGAAGCUGACAUGGACAGGGUGUUCAAACUGCCCUCUACCACUUUUAUCGGAGAAAAGGAGAAGGCACUUCCCCUCAGGGAAAUCCUGUACCGCCUCGAGCAAGCGUACUGCAACAACAUCGGAAUCGAGUUCAUGUUCAUCAACUCCCUGGAGCAAUGCAACUGGAUCCGGCAACGCAUGGAACCCCCGGAUGUCACCAAAAUGAGCAACGACCAGAAGAGACUCAUCCUCGCGCGUCUCACUCGAUCCGCCGGAUUCGAGAACUUCCUCGCGAAGAAGUGGUCUUCAGAGAAGCGCUUCGGUCUCGAGGGCUGCGAGAUCCUCAUUCCCGCUAUGAAGCAGGUCAUCGACGUGUCCACGAAGCUUGGCGUGGAAUCCAUCAUCAUGGGCAUGCCGCACAGAGGUCGCCUCAAUGUAUUGGCGAACGUAUGCCGCAAACCUCUGCAUCAGCUGUUCACCCAGUUCGCUGGUCUCGAAGCCGAAGAUGAUGGCUCCGGUGACGUCAAAUACCACUUGGGAACGUACAUCGAGCGCCUGAACCGCGUCACGAACAAGAACAUCCGCCUCGCCGUCUGCGCCAACCCCUCCCAUCUCGAGGCCGUCGACCCCGUCGUGCAGGGCAAGACUCGCGCUGAGCAGUUCUACCGUGGCGAUAACGAGGGCAAGAAGGUGAUGUCCAUCCUACUCCACGGCGACGCAGCCUUCGCCGGACAGGGUGUGGUGUUUGAAACCAUGCACUUGUCGGACCUGCCUGCCUACACCACGCACGGCACCGUCCACAUAGUGGCCAACAACCAGAUCGGCUUCACCACCGACCCUCGCCACUCGCGCUCCUCCGCUUACUGCACAGACGUGGCCCGCGUAGUGAACGCCCCGAUCUUCCACGUGAACGGCGACAACCCUGAAGCGGUCAUGCACGUGUGUAACGUGGCCGCCGAGUGGCGCGCCACCUUCCACAAGGACGUGGUCAUCGACAUCGUCAGCUACCGCCGCAACGGCCACAACGAGGUCGACGAGCCCAUGUUCACGCAGCCACUCAUGUACCAGAAGAUCAGGAACACUAAGCCUGUGCUGGACAAGUACGCCGCCCAGCUGAUCGCCGAAGGCGUCGUGACCGCCGAAGAGGUGAAGGACGUCCGCGACAAAUACGAGAAGAUCUGCGAGGACGCGUACAACCAGGCCAAGCAGGAGACCCACAUCAAGUACAAGGACUGGCUCGACUCGCCCUGGUCCGGCUUCUUCGAGGGCAAGGACCCCCUUAAAAUGUCCCCGACCGGCGUUGUAGAGGAGACCCUCGUCCACAUCGGCAAGCGUUUCUCUGCGCCUCCCCCGAAUGCGGCCGAGUUCGAGAUCCACAAGGGUCUGCUCCGUAUCCUCAAGUCUCGUAUGGAGAUGGUCGAGAACCGAACCGUCGACUGGGCUCUGGCUGAGGCCAUGGCUUUCGGUUCCCUCUUGAAGGAGGGUAUCCACGUCAGGCUGUCCGGAGAGGAUGUAGAGCGUGGCACGUUCUCGCAUAGGCACCACGUGCUCCACCACCAGAAGGUGGACAAGGCGACGUACUGCCCGCUGGCGCACCUCUACCCCGACCAGGCGCCCUACACCGUGUGUAACAGCUCCCUAUCUGAAUACGGUGUGCUCGGCUUCGAAGUAGGCUACUCCGUGACCAACCCCAACGCCCUGGUCCUAUGGGAGGCGCAGUUCGGCGACUUCAACAACGUGGCCCAGUGCAUCAUCGACCAGUUCAUCUCGUCCGGACAGGCCAAGUGGGUCCGCCAGUCUGGCAUCGUGCUGUUGCAACCGCACGGCAUGGAGGGCAUGGGCCCCGAGCACUCGUCGGCGCGCCUGGAGCGCUUCCUGCAGAUGAGCUCCGACGACCCCGACUACAUGCCGCCCGAGAGCAACGACUACGAAGUUCGCCAACUCCACGACUGCAACUGGAUCGUAGCCAACUGCUCGACCCCAGCCUCCCUGUUCCACAUCUUGCGGCGUCAGAUCGCGCUGCCGUUCCGCAAGCCCCUCAUCAUCAUGACGCCCAAGUCCCUGCUCCGCCACCCCGAGUGCAAGAGCUCCUUCGAUGACAUGAAGGAGGGCACCAGCUUCAGGAGGGUGAUUCCAGAGGAAGGUCCCGCUUCAAAGAACGCUAGCGGCGUUAAGAAGCUGGCCUUCUGCACCGGCCGCGUGUACUACGAUCUGAUUAAGGAGCGCCGUGAGAAGGGACUCGAAAACGACAUUGCUAUCUGCAGGCUGGAGCAAAUCUCGCCGUUCCCAUACGACCUGAUCAAGGCGGAGGCCGCCAAGUACUGCAACGCGCAGCUGGUCUGGUCCCAGGAAGAACACAAGAACAUGGGCUCCUGGAGCUACAUCGAGCCCCGCUUCCGCACCCUGCUGCAGAACCAGCGCACGAUCAGUUACAACGGGCGCCCGACCGCCGCGUCACCCGCCACGGGCUCCAAGGCGGCCCACAACAAGGAACUCAAGAGUCUGCUCAACGAGUUCUGCGAGUUAUAAAUACCAACCUCGUACCGUGUUGUCAACUUUGUUGAAUCUAUUCGACUGUAGGUGCGCCACUUUCAAACAAUAAUGUUCUUUAACCCUUCGAAAAUUGGCUACAAAAUGACCUUGAAGUUGUAAAUUACAAUAUACUCGACAAGGCAUACGAACGAGCAGAAAUUACUUCGCUCACCGCAAGAAACAAACAUAAAAAUUUGGUUCGACGAAAUACGCGUAAUAAUAAUUCGGAUGCUGUGCGUUUGAAAGUGGAACAUCUACUGUUUUAUGUAAUUCAGGCCAAAACAUCGGCCAAACGCGACCGCGAAUUUUCAUUUCACCGAAUAUUAUGUUCAAAAUUGUAUUAAAUCAUAGGCUUUAUUUUAAAAACGAAAUUAACGACCGGGUUUUGUUUUUUCUGUCAUUCUGUUACUCUUCAGUAUUUUGGUGUAAUUCUCUCCACGAUUAGGUAGUAUAGUUAGAUAAAUUCUAAUUUAUUUAUUUAAUGUAGAUUAACGAGACAUGUAGGUUUUACUAUUUAUUUUUAUAAUUAAAGCAAUAAUGCUUAUCGUCUCCACUGUGUUAAUUUAAAUUUAAAUUUACAUUAUUCAAUGUAGCCAUUUGACAGUUUGUACAUAAAUCUAUUCAAAUUUUAUUUUUUGUAUGAUUUUACAAAUAUCAGUUCUAAUCUAACGGGUUAACCAUAAUACGUUCCUUAUGCUAGUCCGAAACGUCAUCUGUUUUAUGUAAUAUUAGGACGCACUUACGAUAUUAUAUACAAGAUAUUACCUAUAUAUUAGCUAGUAUUACUAAUUAAUAAAACCCCGCACUAUUACCGAAAAAUGCACAGUAGGAUAAUAGUGGAUAAUUUAGACUCACCGACAUGGUUUCGCAUUCUACUCCAAUCAACGAGUAUGGUGAUUCUUAUACAUAGUUAAGGCGGCGACUUACUUUGACGCACGAUCACGCUACUCAUAUCAUUUUAAUGGCCUUUGCACUAAAAGCACUUAGUUUUUUAAUAUUGUUCAUAUGGUUUGACUUUGAUCGUCCGUUUUACGGUCACUAACUGUAAUGGUACAUUUUAAAAUGAAAAAUACCAUCCAACGACGCGCGUUCGAACUUUCAAUUGUUCGUGGCUCGUACGUAUCGUGUGUCACAGUGGGCUGCCGCUUAUAAAUACGUACGAAUUGUAACAACAUGUUUAUCCCUCGUUGAUCGGUCUAUCGCGCUGUACAUAUGCUAGUAGUUACCACUGUCGGCUUGUAAGGUAUAACACCAAUCCUAUCUUGUACAAAACCUACUAUAUCUCGUAUUUCGAGUGUAAUGUAUCUAAUACCUAAUCUCUACGUAGAAUUAACGUAUUUCACUGAUAGAGGAAUGUUCUCGCCUUUAGCAAAGAGUUAUCCAUUGUAAUAUCCUUCUAAGGCCCAGGCAUACAAAAAAAACCAAAUGUCAGUGAAAUUUGAACCUAUAGCACAGGAAAUAGAGUUGAUUUUUUUUUGUUUGAAAACAUUACUAAACAAAAUAAAAUACAACUAUGUUCCAUUUGAAAAUACGUAGGACUUUGAGCUUUAGAAGGAUAGAGAAAAGUCUAAGAAAAAACAUGCCACCUAGUUUGACAGCCUAAACAGAUGGCGCUGUACAUGUUUUUUAGUCACUGAAUUGUCAAAUGUCAACUUUGUACGUAAUCGGUCAGCCAUUUCGUUUAGCUGUUGAAUUCGAAGCAUGCAAUUACCUUAGACUUAACACAUUUAGUGCCAAUGCGCUAUGAGCGUGGCCGAUAACACUGAAAACCCGUAUGUAGCGAAAAACGCCUACGAAUAGAGAACCCGCCUAGCGGGUCUUACACAAUGAAUGAGUUUGCCUCAAGUAUAAUGGCCGCGUCAGUGGAAUUGUAGUCAUAUUUUGAUUGGCUUUAUAUUUAGCGUUUUAGAUGCACCGUUAUUGUUUAAUAAUUUUGAUGUUCUGUAUUUGAAAUGCUCAGAGAAUGGAGAGUGGCAGGUAUUUUGUGAAGGUGUGGAUGCAAGGUCUGUGGAAGGGAAACUGAGCUUUAUUGCUAUGUUAGUUCGAACAAGUUAAUUUACAAAUAAAUAUAUAUUAAAU
Cydia fagiglandana is the source of this 5505-nucleotide messenger RNA. It is a transcript of the gene Nc73EF, whose product is annotated as 2-oxoglutarate dehydrogenase complex component E1. The record is from RefSeq and is a predicted model, not a curated record. The transcript has 22 exons. Lineage: Eukaryota; Metazoa; Arthropoda; Insecta; Lepidoptera; Tortricidae. Bases 340 to 3423 code for a protein of 1027 amino acids. Gene Ontology annotation, molecular function: thiamine pyrophosphate binding; oxoglutarate dehydrogenase (succinyl-transferring) activity. Gene Ontology annotation, biological process: tricarboxylic acid cycle. Gene Ontology annotation, cellular component: mitochondrion; oxoglutarate dehydrogenase complex.